Messenger RNA from Acanthosepion pharaonis, 885 nucleotides. NCBI's taxonomy places the organism in Eukaryota, Metazoa, Mollusca, Cephalopoda, Sepiida, Sepiidae. The record is from the annotation of a GenBank genome assembly.
AUGUAUAAAAGGGAGAAAGACAUUGCGGAUCUUCCUGUUUUCUUUUAUCAUUUGCUUUUUUUCUUUUUUCUUUCUUUUCGCAUUCAAAUAUAUUUCUUCUUUUACUCAUUCAUUUUUGUUUCUUUGCUUUAUCUUCUUAACUUUCUUUCUUCCGACCCAUCCUCUCAUUUUAAUUGUUUUUUCUUUAUUUUCUUCCAUUUUACCUUUAUUUGUUUUUCUUCUUUUUUUUAUCAAAUUAUUAUUAUUUAUUUAUUAAAGUUUCUUUCUAUCUCAAUUUCUUUUAUUUUUAAUUUUUCUCAUUCUUUCUUUCUUUCUUUUUUUCUUUCUUUCCUUCAUUUCUCUUAUUUUUUUCCUUUCUCUAAUUCGAAUUUUUCUUCUUUCGUUUUUUUCAUUAUCCUCGACAAACUUUCUUUCGCUCAUUCUUCUUACCAUUGUCAUUUCAUUUCUUUUCCUCUUUUUCUCAUUCAAAUUUCUUCUUUUUUUUUUCCAAUUAUUUUCUCUCUAUUUCCAUCAAAAAUUCCUUAUAUCUCUUUACAUCUCUUUAACUCUUUCUUUCUUUCUUUCUUUCUCGUUCUAUUUGCUUUAUUAUUAUUCUCCAGGUUUCCUAAAAUUAUCUCCCUUUCUUCUUCGCCAUAUUUUCCCAUUUUUUCUUUCUUAAUAAAAAUUAAGAUUUUGCUUUACUUCUCUUUCUUUUCUUUUUUUUUUCCUCCCCUUGGAACAUUUUUCAUCUUUUUCCAUUUCCUUCCGACUUCAUUUCCUUCCUUCCUAUCCGCGUGUUUUAAUGCCAUAAAUACUUAUUAUGCUUAUACAUUUUUCUCUUCUACGAAACUUAAUUUUUCCGUGACUCUAGAAACACGACCUGUAAUCUCCAGUAUGGCAUCUUGA